AUAAAAAUUCCUUUAAAUUGGUAGAAUUUAAACGUUCAUUUAAAAUAAAGUUAUCAUUUCACGAUGCUUGGCAAAAUGGUUGCAAGAAGAAGAUCGCGAUCUUGUGCUGUAGUUUUGGCGCACAUUCGUGUAAAUAUACAAUUUAUUCAAUUUUGGUUAGCUAAAGUUACAAAAGUAGUUUUUAUUUUGUUUUUGGAAGAAAAGACACCAUGAUAGCUUCUGGCUACCAAUUGGUAGUACGUCAUAACUCCAACUUACGUCCUACUUUUGCAAAGGCAAAUUUUUGGCCGGAACUAUUUCUCGAUGAUGGCUUGCAAUCAAAAAGUCUUGUAGAAAUUUCGGGAGCAAAUGGAAGCGGCAAAAGUGUGGUGCUUUUCCAAAUAAUGGCUCGCGCUGUGCUUUCUGAUUGGCCGCAAGACAGCUGUUGCGAAAUUAUUUUCAUAGAUCUAACACACAAAUUUGAUGUGAUCAAUUUUGUCAACAACCACUUAAAGCGUACGUUAACACGAACUCAUGAAACUACUCUUACUCCCGAAGACGAAAGCAAGAUAAUACAAAAAUGCUUAGAAUCGAUUACACUUCUAAAUUGUUACUCUUUAUCACAAUUUGAAAUUGCCUUUACCGAGUUGGAAAAUUUAAUAUGGAAUAACAGUAAUAUCGGCCUAUUGGCUAUAGAUGGUUUGGAUAGAUUUUAUUGGGAGGAUUGCCAUCAACAUUUGCAACGUAUGUCCACCUAUUACAAAAAAUGGGUAUCCAAACUCCAACAAUUAUGUGAAGAUCAUAAUUUAAGCUGCUGCUUUACAGUCGAAUCCUGUCAUUUAAAAACUAAAGCUGAAAUUGCCAUUAAUUACGAAUUAAAAAUUACCAAAGAUGCUGGUGGAUUAUAUAAAUUGAAUAAUCGAACAUUCUUUACAGAUGAGAACGGCAUAAAUUUUUUUGAUUAAUAAAAAUUGGAAGAAAAAAAGGAGUGACUACUCUUGUCGGUUGUUACAGUAUAAAUCUGAUUACAAAAGACUAAAAUCUCAGACUAAAAGAUUGAUAAAAUAGAAGAUAAUCCCACGUCUUGUAAAUCGUUGCUAUCUUCGUUCAAUUCUUAAAUCUAAAGCUUUUUCACCACUUACAUCCAAUUCCAUUGAUAAUUCAACUUCUAUUGCUAAAGUCAUGGGAGUAAAGUUACGUAAGACCAUCAACUUCAUCUCUUAACCAAUAACAGUCAAUUUUUUUGCCUUUAACGUGGCAUAUUUUCUCCAUAGCCAAGCAAAAGGAGUCUUGUGCAUGCGAAGAGCGACGUAUUGAAUUCGAAGAUAUUCCUAUGAAUGAUUUAUAUGCAGACGGUUUUAUAUGUUCUCGAUGCUUAAUAUAAUCAGAUUCUUUGGACUUUGAUGUUUCUAUAGAUGAUUUCAUUAUUUGUAUCGAAUGUCUAAAUGUUUUCACAUGUUUGCGUAACGAUGAAGGCUCGGUGUAACGUUUCUGGCAACAAGGUACUUUGCACAUGUAAAACUUUUCCGUAGAAUGUGUACGUGUGUGCUUGAAACGAUCAGAAGAAUUGCUACAACUCUCGUGUGCACAUACGUACGGCUUCUCGCCCGAAUGUGAGUGUAUAUGGAUUUUAAGGUUUUCGACUCGCGAAACUCGCUUCUCGCAUAAAUGACAUUGGUGCGGUUUCUCUUUGUAGCGAGCAUUAAAGCCGGGUUCGCUUUUCUGACAGGCUAGCCAGCGACAACACGUGUGAGCAUUCCAAACAUACGUACGUUCUUACUACUUACUCUUUCCUUGGUAUAUUAAAAUCCAAAAUUAAAAAAAUGUAGGCAUACAUUACCAAAGUACCGUUUGUCUCCGUUAAUAGUUAUUUUAAUUCAAUUCAAAACUUGGCCGAGCUGUUGGUAUUUCCCUUGCGGGUGCGGGCCUGGGCCAAGUUUUUAUUCCCCAUAUCGUACGUUAUUUUCUGGAUCAUCACGGGCUAUGGUGGAAUCAAACGCAAAGAAUGAAAUUCUUCUUUACACCAGUGUGGGAGAACUUAAUAAACCUAUGGUAAGUUUGGACUUCAGAAAUUUUCCGAGUUAAGGUUCCUUUUUUUGAUUUACAUGAUAUAAUUUAUAAGAUUCAUUUGCUCCUAUUUCACUAGAUAUAAAUGUUCCCGGCAGCAAACUGUUACGCCAGAAGAUAUGGAGCUGGUCGGUGUAAACAUGAGGAAGCCCGAAGACGUGACUAUAGAAAGGGAAUUUGAGAAAAUCAAAAAGCUUGACAUUGAAAAUUGGGAGAAUGUUAGAGGACAGAGACCGUGGAAGGAGAACGGAGAUUAACUUAUUUUAGUGCAAUGUUGUGUAAACUGUAGAUGCUAAAAUUACUGGCAUUACUGAGUAAAGAAUCGUGAGAUGACUUCAAAGAUGCGGAUUAACUUAAAUUUUCUCAUUCGCUUAAUGCUUUCAACAUAAUUUUUAAUUAUAAUUGUAUGCAUUAUUAUUAUUGUAAUUAAAUCAGCUAUAGAGUAAGAAGUAAAAGUAAAUCCAACUACCAACGCUUCUAUUUCCUAAACUCAUUUUAAAAAAUUUUUUUCUCACUAAUCAAUUUCAAAAAGAUUGUUUUCACAUUAACUUUGUCGUUCCCAUUUUUGAUCUUCAUUUCUUACGUUUCGUACCAUACUAUAUAUAGACUAUGUAGCAGUUGUUUGCACAUACACAGAUAUGUUUACUAUUUCUUAUAAAACGAUGUGAUGAGGCAGUCAAGCACGGCUUUUGUUGUUGUGUCAAUUGCUUAAUUUGUGUCAGUUCACUAUGAGUCUAAGCACGACGACGCUCGCUUACAUCCCAAAGUUGGAGAAGGCAUUUAAGUUGUGAAUUUUUCAUAAAAUCGGAGUUAUAUUUAGUUCAUAGGUGUUUAUAUAUAUUGUAUACAUAAUUUACAAAUUUAUAAAAAUUUACAAAUUUAAUUUUCUCCUAGACGUUGGAAUACAAGCAAAACUUCAUUGCUGAACUUGGUUACUUUACAAAGCCCGCCUGGCCAAAAGUAAAAAAACAAUUCCUCUGCAAAAUCUUACGGGUAGUCACCUAUCUGAAUGUCAGAUAAGCCUUUUCUUUUUAAAUAAUUUAAAUAAUAUAAACAAAUUCUUUAUUAUUUCUAUUUGAUUAAUGAAUGUAUUUCAUAGUUGAAAUAAAUACAUAUAAAUAAGUACAUUCGUUUCUUUUCUAGGUAAUAAACAAGAAGCAGGUUUGAAACGCUUCUUAGUCGUGCUUGGCGUAUCUUCCUCAGACGGUACAUCUAUUAUAUCCGGGCUUCUAAACACAUAAAAAGCAUUUAGAAACAAAUAGAAAAUCUCACAUUAAAAUUUUGCUCAUCGGGCCACUCCAGUGACAGCCGACAAGCCCUCUGAUUUGGGUGAUAUGGGAUCAAUUUGUACGACUGCCUGUCGAAGUGCAAUUUCGUCCUUUUUGUCGAAACGUGCGCAAACGCAGAAGGAAAUCGUAUGAAUAUCAACUCCGAUCCCUUUUUUUACGAUUACCUGAAAGGACUUCACCAUGUACGGCUUACAAGAACUAAAAGUGGUCAGCAGCUUUUCAAUGCCAAUUGUAUUGUCACAAAUAACGAUUUUACUAAAAAGAAUUUAAAGGCGUACACACCUAGGUCGUUCACUGAGAGAUUCGAAGUCGUUGGAAACAUCCCAUGUAUACACAGUGUAGAAGAUAUAAUUAAACACGCCGUAUCCGAUAUUCCAAUCAAGUCCGCUGCCCGUUUUCAAUGAAAGAAUCUCAACAACAAAUUCCCACAACCAGCACCAGAAUCGGCUUCAAAGGGAAAGCCUUCCCUAAGUCAAUCAAAUAUAGUAAUUUUUAUCUUUCGGUUGAGUACUUUUUACCCGCCUUAAAGCAAUGUUUGAAGGUGGUCGAUACGAUCACGUUUCAAAAUUCUGCAAAUCUAAGGAGAGCAGAUGCCUGAACUGUGGGAAGUCUCCGAGUGUGUGUGAACUAUGAGACGAGGAAGUGCUUAUCUUGUGGUUCAGACGAGCGCAACACUCUCAGCAAGUGUUGCCCGAACAGGGAACUCGAAUCAAACAUCAACAGGAUCAUGGCAAUUACAAAUCUCUCGUUUAAAGAGGUAAAAGAGAAGUUUUCCUCAGACUGCUUCGAAUGUCUUGACGACGUCUCCUACGAUGACAAUUUCCCUCCAUUGGGGAACGCGUCUGUCAUUUCGAGCAAGGACGACAGUGAUAAUGCCAAUAAAAUUUUAGCCAAGAAUAAAUUUAAUGCUGUCGUCAAAAGGGAAUCGGUUCUUUCCAAAUGUCCUCUCGAUUCAUCCACCAAACCUUCUCUCAAUGCACCCCCCAAACCAUGAGGAGCAAGUCUUCGACGUCCAGUAAUUUCAAACAACUAUUUGCGUUCCUCAGAACUUGAAAGAUUAAUCUCUGCGAUUGAAGAAAUUAUCCGUCCGAUGAUCCCUCAUAAUCUUAUUAAAGAACUUGAAGGAAAAAUGUGUGUGCCAAUUGUCGCCCCGUUCAAGCACCCAGCACUACGAGGAUAUCUGCCGCGGUUCCUUCUCAAUUUUAAAUGUGAUGUCCUUUUUACAAUAUAAUAUCCAAAGCGUCCGACGUAACCUGUCGUUUCUGGAUUUUUACUUGAACUCAAAUGAGGUUGAUUUCUGCAUCUUAAGCGAAGUUUUUCUGAAAGAUGAAAAUUGUUUUGAAGUUAUAGUUCCGAAUUAUGGUUCGGCCACCAAAUGCCGAAAUGAUGACUAUGGCAGUGUUAGUAUAUUAGUUAAGAAAGGUGUCAAUUUCAGACAUAUUCCCUACAACUUUACUGUUGACAUUAUCAUCAUCAAACCCAUGAAUCUUAAACCGAAUCUUUUCUUAACAUCACGCUACUUUCCACCCAGU
Molecule: messenger RNA, 4867 nt
Organism: Glossina fuscipes
Lineage: Eukaryota; Metazoa; Arthropoda; Insecta; Diptera; Glossinidae
Gene: Xrcc2
Product: DNA repair protein XRCC2
Exons: 2
Coding region: 210-944 (244 amino acids)
Biological process (GO): DNA strand invasion; double-strand break repair via homologous recombination
Cellular component (GO): Rad51B-Rad51C-Rad51D-XRCC2 complex; centrosome; replication fork
Molecular function (GO): four-way junction DNA binding
Source: RefSeq, a predicted model, not a curated record